This is a messenger RNA of Octopus bimaculoides (California two-spot octopus), 3420 nucleotides long. Its product is annotated as homeodomain-interacting protein kinase 1. Gene Ontology annotation, cellular component: nucleus; cytoplasm. The record is from RefSeq and is a predicted model, not a curated record. Gene Ontology annotation, biological process: peptidyl-threonine phosphorylation; peptidyl-serine phosphorylation. Lineage: Eukaryota; Metazoa; Mollusca; Cephalopoda; Octopoda; Octopodidae. Gene Ontology annotation, molecular function: protein serine/threonine kinase activity; ATP binding; protein tyrosine kinase activity.
CAUGUUUGUUUUUUUCUUUUUACAGAGCACCUGAGAUUCUCUUGGGACUUCCUUUCUGUGAAGCCAUAGAUAUGUGGUCGCUAGGCUGUGUGAUAGCUGAGCUAUUCUUGGGCUGGCCACUCUAUCCUGGAUCCUCAGAAUAUGAUCAGAUUCGAUAUAUUUCCCAAACCCAGGGUAUGCCAGCGGAACAUAUGCUAAGUUCUGCCACAAAAACUGCACGCUUCUUUGUGCGUGAAAACACUGAUAGCAAUUAUCCAUUCUGGCGAUUAAAAACGCCAGAAGAGCAUGAAGCAGAAACUAAAAUCAAAUCAAAGGAAGCUAGAAAAUAUAUCUUCAACUGCUUGGACGAUAUGGCGCAGGUGAGAAUGCCCCGGAACUUCACUCAAGACAAAGCGUUUGCUAUUAAUGUACCACAAGAUUUAGAGGGCCGAGAAUUGGUUGCUGAGAAGGUAGAUCGAAGAGAAUUCAUAGAUUUAUUAAAGCGUAUGCUAACACUGGACCGUGACCGUCGUAUCACUCCAGGAGAAGCCCUCAAUCAUUUGUUUGUUGUUAUGGGACAUCUUGGAGAUUAUGGACACUGUAAUAUAGUCAAAAGUAGUGUGCAAAGUAUGGAAAUCUGCCGCCGACCACAAACAAUAAGUGCUUAUGAUCUGAAUCAGAAUAGUGGAUCAGUGGUUGCUAACUUAGUGCCAUCAUCAACAGGCAAUAUUACAGUCACAUUUAAUAACCAAAUCAAUGGAUUGCCUCCUCAGGUGGCAUCUCAAAACUUUAGUGGAACUGCUCCUCAAGCAACAGAACUUCCAUAUCUUCAGUAUCCAGGCCAGUCAGGCACCACGUACCUGCCCUAUCAACCAGGGCCACCACAAGUUGCUACGCAACAGCUUAACCAGCAACUGCCGCCACAGAGAAACAGUACUCAAUUCAAUCGACAUGAUCCAUUCCGUCAACCUUUAUUACCCUCCCUUGUUGUACCUGCCCCCAUUCAAGGUCUCAACUCACCAAAUCGAUAUUCUAAUGUUGUUCCUAUGGUUACACAAGCUCAUCAAACACUACAACUGCAACCACAGAUUAUGUCACAGACUGUCACUACCCAACAUCUAACGCCGGUCAUCGACAGGGGUCGUGGUCAAGUGUUCAUGACGAAUGCACCUAUGAAUUCCUGGCAUGGAAACAGACAGGUAGUGGUGAGUUCUUGGCCACAGCAAAUCCCAGCUUUAACUUCCCAAAGAUCUAUUCAGCAACCUGCCGCCACUGCUGUCAUUCCCGACACUCUACCCACUCAGGCUGUCUCCGAUAGCUGGCGCCGUUCAAUUGUAUUGGCAGGAGAAGAUCUUGAGCAAGCGCCACCUGCAGUGGUACCCUUGGGGUCAGCGAACCAACAAUGGAAUCUUGCCAGUGUAGUACCAAGCACAUUUGGUCUGCCUACAGUGAGGCAAACGUCCCAGUCUCAUUCAAGCAAGCGGCAAACUAAAAAUAGGACCAGUAAGGAAAUAUGUACCUCAACACAGUUAUCUCCUGUGAAAAAGCGUGUGAAGGAGAACACACCACCACGACUGGACAGCUUGCACAAAGAAGAGAUCCUGCGUCUAACUGGCUGGAGCAAUGAAGCACAAGUGGUGCCAUUGGGUAGCAAAGUCAGCAGCAGCAAGAGUAGCAGCCACACAGGUACAAGAGGUUCAGGUGACCACCGCCAGACUAUUGUUAUAGCCGACACUCCUAGUCCAGCGGUCAGCGUAAUCACCAUCAGCUCUGAUAGUGAGGAUGAAGAAGAAUCCAAGAGGCAUUUAAAGGAUACGGUCAAAAAAGUUCGUGAUGUACAUACCAGUACUAAACACAGCAGCCAUCAGACAUCUGCUCAUCAGCCACGGCAGUACCAACAGCAGCAGCAGCAGCAACAGCAGCAGCAGCAGCAGCAGCACAGUAAUCACAGCAGUGCUAGUAGCAGCAGCAGUCAUGUCAACAAUCCUUAUGUCCAGAACAGCAAUAGUGUCGACAGUGGCAACUGUAGCUCAAGAUCAGGAUCGUCAGCUUUCGGUUCUCCAAGAGUGCGAAAGAAUGUGAUUAGCUGUGUAACAGUACCUGACAGCCCUGAUCUAGACCAUAUUUCUGCUGUAGCAGCAUCUGCUAGCAACUCUGCCCACACUGCUCGCAAGCCACUUACUUUUACCCCUAUUAAACAUGAAAUUACCUCCUCCUCCUCUUCCAGCAAUAUUGCUAACAUGAAAAGCCUAGCAGCUGUCUCUUCUUCCUCAUCUUCAUCGUCGUCCUCUUCUUCAUCUUCAUCCUUGGGUGGCUGCCCAGCUGCGUCUGUCUCCGCGACUACGACUAACUCAGCCUUGAUCCCCGACAGUAACUAUGUCAGCAGCAAUAAUGGCAAUGGCAGCUACAUUAAAAGCCACAUGGUCCCUCCGAAUCAAAGACAACAUGUUCCUGCAUCAAGUGCUGCUAUGAGAGCUACAUCAGCAUCUCUCUCAUUCAUUCCACCCAAUGUUGUGAUGGCCGAAUCCUCUCGACAUCACAAGUACCGUGACCAUGUGACCAAAACCUCCCCUUUCGUGACACACAUUCCCAAGCAGGAAGUUUCUUCGCUCUCCUCAUCAUUUCUUUCUUGUGCAUCGUCUGCUGACCGACUACACGUGAACAGAAGUCCAGUCAAACAUGAAGUGAAACCACUCCCGCUAGAAGUUGAAGUAACCAGUGCAUCAUCUAUUCAUAGUAAACUUGCCUAUGUUUCUCCGACAGUCCGACUCAGCCAGAACCAGCCGCGAACAUUUCAUGGCCAUUCAUCUCAUCGGAAUUUUAUCGGUCACCAGCCAGCUGGUACAUUAGUAGCCACUGUGCUCAACAGUAAACAGCGUGUCCCAAAUGGCCUCAACACUGCAGCAAAUAAUUCCUCUCAACUCUCUCCAGCUCAGCCCAAUGUACAUAUUGGGCAGCCUAUCUUUCUAAAUACUGGCUCUCAAGUUGAAGUACAUAGGUAAGUGGACUGCCUUGUUUCCCUCCCGUGUCUUCACCCCCAGACCUAAUCCAGUAAGUGGACUCCUUACAGUUUACUGCCCGCACUCAGCAAAGCGUAUCUCUCUUUUCCUCUUUCUAAAACAUCCAAACCAUGUCUUCUGUCAUACAAUUGGGAAGGGCGGGCAGGCUAUCAUCAAAACUUAGACUGUGCACACCACUUGGAGGAGGAACUCUCAACUAUGUCACCCUGUAUUUGAUCGAAACUGUUUUGCACUUUUUUCUACAUCUAUCUUGUUGGCUUAGAGAAUAUCAGUUGCCCUAAAGCAAAUAAAACCCCCACAAAAGCCCACCCCACCCCAAAGCCGAAAUGAAAGAAGAAAAAAAAAAAAGAAAAACCAAAGAAUGAGCAACUGGAGAAACUCUUGUUAUCACUCACUCACAGCUUGUAAAAUCCGUCAUGUU